Molecule: messenger RNA, 1743 nt
Organism: Lolium rigidum
Lineage: Eukaryota; Viridiplantae; Streptophyta; Magnoliopsida; Poales; Poaceae
Exons: 3
Coding region: 1-1743 (580 amino acids)
Molecular function (GO): protein binding
Source: RefSeq, a predicted model, not a curated record
AUGGCGGCGGCGGCGCCCCAUCCCGGCGGCGGCACGAAGACGCGGCAGGAGGACGAGGAAGGACAACCAGGCGCGGAGGACCGCAUCUCGGCGCUGCCGGAGGCGCUGCGGCUGCAGGUUCUCUGCCUCCUCCCGCUCAAGUCCGCCAUCCGCACGGGCGUGCUCUCCACCCAGUGGGAGGCGCUCUGGACGCGCCGCUGGCCGCCGCCCUCCUCCCUCGACGUCCGCUUCGCCGCCUACGAGUCCUCGCAACCGAUUACCGAGACCCUCGAGCGGCGCGGGCUGCGGCGUCUCGAUCGGUUCGCCCUUUCGUUCGGCAUCGGCGAACUCGACGAGGAGGCCUUCCGCCGCUGCAUCGACUACGCCGCCGCCUGCGCCGUCGAGGACCUGCGCGUCCACUACGUCGACCCAACGUCCCCCAGCUCCGACUUCCAGUUCCGCCUACAGCCGGACGACCCCCACCUCACGCGCCUCUCCCUCCGCGGCAUCACCAUCGGCAACCCCCUCUGCUCCUGUGCCUUCCCCGCCCUCGAGGUCAUCCAGCUCCGCCGCGUCUACCUCUCCGACAUUGCACUCCUACACCUUGUCGAUGGUUGCCCCCUCCUCCGCAGCCUCGACUUGCGCUACUGCGCAGGCCUGACCUUCGUCACCAUUGUGAGGGCUGGGGCUCACCUGACGAGCCUCACCGUUGCAGAAUGCCCACUUCUCACCAGUAUAUCUGCCAACGGGGUGGUCAGCCUCCGGUCAUUCCGCUACAGCGGAGCCUACAUUGCUGCCAACAGCAUCCCGGCCACCUCGGAGCUCGCCCACCUUUGCAUCUGCUUCAGGCGACCCGCUCGCGAGUGGGUGUCUUAUGCACCGGAACCUCAAUCCGAUCAGCUGCGCAGGAACUGGCUUGAAUUACUCACAAACCUGUCCAACCUCACUGUGCUUACCCUCUGCAGCAGCGCCCUGCAGACAGUGUCUGCCAGUACUCGUGCCAGAUCAGUUGCCGGCAAUGCCGCACCUCGCAAGUUGGACAAUUUGAGAGAGCUUCAGCUGCUGAUGUUUGGAAUGUCCAAUGAAAACAUGGAUGACAUCUAUGUUUUCCUCAUGAACUGCUGCGGCCCUCGAUUGGAGAGGCUAUUUGUGCAGCUUCCGGCAAGGGACUAUCAAUGUGCUCCAAAGAAAGAACUAUCAUGGACCAGAAUCAGAGGAAGAUAUCGGCCAGUGGAAUUGCUGUCAGAGGGAGCGCCACCAGAGGAAGCUGAGCUAGAUGAAGAGCUGUCAGAGGAAGAUGGGCUACAGGAAGAUUUGUUUGAGGGACCGGGGAAAGAUGAGCUGGAGAACGAGCUGUCAGAGGGAGAGGCAGCAAAGGAAGAUGAGCUAGAGGAACAGCCUUCAGAGGAAGAUGAGCUAGGCGAAGAUCAAUCAGAGGCUUUUGAGAACCUUAUGUUGCUGAAGAUGAUUAAUUUCAGGGGUCGCGACAAUGAGAUGCAGCUGGUAAGGCUUGUGCUGAAGAAGUCUACUCGUCUCAACCAACUGAUACUAUUUACUCCCACAAGUAAUCACCCUACAGGAACACGGCCAAGAAAAAUACAGGCCAGAGGGCUCAAGAAGGAUCACAUGGAUACACCCCAAUUUAUUGAAACAAAACUAUUGUCUCUCAGAAAGGCCUGGCCGAAUGCUCAGAUAAUUCUCAGUGAGCCUGAUGAUAGUGCAAUUAAGCCGUUGCACUGUGAGGGUUUUGUCAAGGUUGAAUGA